This is a messenger RNA of Fusarium musae, 1596 nucleotides long. RefSeq lists its product as uncharacterized. The coding region runs from base 1 to 1596 and encodes 531 amino acids. Lineage: Eukaryota; Fungi; Ascomycota; Sordariomycetes; Hypocreales; Nectriaceae. The record is from RefSeq and is a predicted model, not a curated record. The transcript has a single exon.
AUGAGGCAUAUCUACUCCAAUGCAGAACUAGUUAAUGCAUGGCUUGGCCAUGCUGAUCCUGAUACAGCCGCCUCUGCAGCUGGAAUCAUUUCAACCCUGGCUAACCCGAAACCUCUUCUUUAUGAGAAAGAUGUCUUCCCUGAGGACCACGAACUGCUCGAUCUGGGUCUGCCAACACGAGAUUCACCUACCUGGGACGCCUUGAACACAAUGCUUAGGGCGCCGUACUUUUCAAGAGUCUGUAUCAUACAAGAAGUCGCAGUCGCUUCUGAUUUUGCGCUGCUUUGGGGAGACAUCACCAUCUCCAAACAAGAGCUCAAGAAGUUCAGCAUAGCCGCUCUCUACUACAAACUCUCUGGCGUAGACGUUGAAAAGGGCUCACCAGGCGUGUCGUGGAACCCAGUCGCCCUCUUGUACGUGGGACACUACAAAGUUGGGGACCACAGCCUCUUGCAUCUGGUCUCGUCAACAUCGUCUAUUAAUGCGACAGACGCACGGGACAAGAUCUUUGCAUUGAUAGGACUCGCUGGCGAUCGAUCCUACGGCAUGGUGCCGGACUAUAAUAGGAGUGAGUCGGAGGUUUUCUCAGAAUUUGCUCGUUUGACGAUAGUGGCGGAAAACAAUUUGAACAUUCUCGAUCAUUCGUAUGUGAAGGAUCCUGAGGACACAGAACGCCGUCCUCUGUGGGCACCGAGAUGGCACUCUGACGAUGAUUCGCAUAAUUACUACUUGAUCAACUACCAUUUUACUGCCUCACGAGAUGUCCCGAUGGUGUUGGUUCCAUCAAGGAACGAAAAGGUACUGAGCCUGAGAGGUAUCCAGGUGGAUUCAAUUAGAGCCAUGUGUGAUAGGGGAACCGUUAUACACCGAGAUAUUACCGCUAUCGUAGACAUGAUCACACGUAACAAGGAAGUUUUCAACGAAAGAUACGGCUUAGAUAUCAUCCGAACGAUCCUCUUAACGAUGAUGGCCAGCCAUGAGAGCUCUGGCCCUAUGAUCAACAACGCCAUAACCCGUCUCACCAACGACGGGUAUAUCAAUAAUUUCAUAGCCUUUGCUCUGCAAUUCACAAUCCAAACUCACAUCUCUCGAGACGGCAGAGAAUCCGAUCAGAGAAACUACGUCGACCUCGUGAGACUCGCUGCAAAUGAUAUUUCCCUUCCGGUAGAGCCAUGCUGGACAUCACCUGAGGAUUUCGAAUUCUUGGAAAGAAUGCUGAAAGCUCUUUAUCCGCAUGAUCCGUCGGCUGUAGCUGCUGAUUUGGAUAUGCUCAGCAAGAUCGACUGCGAUUUUGUCAUGGCGGCGCAGCGGUUAGUAGAGUUGAUUCGGAUUUCUCAUGGUAGCAAGAUGUUUGUUACGGAAACGGGCUACCUUGGUUUCGGACCGCGCUGCAUGAGACCUGGAGAUAUAGUCUGUGUUCUGUUUGGAGGCAGGACACCAUCUGUCUUGAGACCAAAAGCGGUUGCAGAUGAACAUUUAUUUCUUGGGCCAGCUUAUGUACAUGAGCUCAUGAAUGGCGAGGUUAUUGAUGCUUGGGAGAAAGGCAACCGGACUGAAAGCCAAGAGGUGCAAGAGAAGCUUUUCAAACUUUUGUAA